Messenger RNA from Haliotis rufescens (red abalone), 6333 nucleotides. RefSeq names its product amiloride-sensitive sodium channel subunit gamma-like. Gene Ontology annotation, biological process: sodium ion transmembrane transport. The transcript is spliced from 13 exons. Gene Ontology annotation, molecular function: ligand-gated sodium channel activity. NCBI's taxonomy places the organism in Eukaryota, Metazoa, Mollusca, Gastropoda, Lepetellida, Haliotidae. The record is from RefSeq and is a predicted model, not a curated record. Bases 669 to 2117 code for a protein of 482 amino acids. Gene Ontology annotation, cellular component: membrane.
ACAAUGCGAUGUGGCCCCUGAGAUGAAGCAGAGAAUCAUGGAUAAAGACGAGACGAGAAAAUGUUAAUCAAACAUGUAUGCACAAUCAUCUCGUGAAAGAUUAAUCGUCACUUGAGUGUGCUCUUCAACUGUAGGAUGAUCAGAGUUCCUGUUACGGUUUUCAAGACGAGACUGUUGAUAGGGCUGUCGGACUUGUAGGACUGAUCACCUAAACCGGACAAUACUAGAAUUCAUGUUGUAAAGGAUGACGGAAUGCAUCUCCAAUGUAAUACAUGGAUAACUGUGACAUCGAUCUGACAAGAAGACCAAUGACGCACACUCGAUAUUUACGGAGGUCUCAAGGAAUAAACCUUUCUGUCGUAGAAUUCAUCAGAACAUAGGCUUGGGAUAUGCUACUUUCUUUUGGUUGAGAUCCUCUGGACUGAUUAUUGAGCACAGCCUAUUUCUUGCAGUUGAGAUCUGCAGAACAUAGCAUUAGGGACAGUCGUCACACUUACGAAACUCAGAAGAGUCAAAACAGGGAUAUUCUUUGAGAACGAUUGCGCGAUAUUCGUAUAAUACAGUGGUGCAGAACAGAAGAUUGCAAAUAGGGUUGUCACGUGCACAGUUGCGCGUCACAGACAUUUGAGCAGAACUUUUUGUAUCACAGAUAGGACAGAGGACGCGGAAUGUCGGAAAGAAGUCGAGCACCAACGAAGAGAGUCUUGACCAACUACGCCAACAACACCUCUGCCCAUGGCAUCUCAAAGUUGGUCGACAACAAUGGCAUCUUGCUGAAGUUGAUGUGGCUGGUGUUGCUGCUGGUAGCGACAGGACUGAUAGUGUUCCAGGUCAUCAAGCUUGUACAGCAAUAUCAGAGGCGUCCAGUGAACACUAAGACAUCCAUUGAGAGCACCCAGCUGACAUUUCCCAGUGUCACCAUAUGCAACCUGAACCCAGUCCUCAACUCCAAGGCGAGCGAAUACACCAUGUACGAAGUCAUUGAGAGAGUAGCCGAAUACCUGAAGGUUCCUCUGUCCGACUUCAAAUACACUGGCGAUAUUCAAGCUAAUGAUAACUACAGUUUUGCCGAUGUCAACUUCAAAACUGAUGACCCCCUGGACGAGUCGAUUCUAGAGUUCCAGAUGGAGAUGCAGAGUUUAUCAUUAGGCCAACUGAAAGAGAUUUCGCAGACCUUCGAGAGCUUUGUCAUUUCCUGCACAUUCGGAGGACGAGAAUGCGACAGCAGCAACUUCACUGUGUCCUAUGAUCGCGACUACGGCUUGUGCUACACCUUCCCCAACAAGACAGACGUCAAGAAAGGCAAUCGCAUCUUCAACGCAGGGCCGCUGUAUGGUCUGAAGCUGAUCCUGAACGUGAACCAGAAAGAGUACCUCCCCUUCAUUACCUCUUCCGCCGGAGUCAGACUACAGAUCCAUGAGUUUGGAUCCCAGCCCCACAUGCUUGAGCUGGGGCAAUCUCUCUCCACUGGUUUCGAGACGCAGAUUGGAGUGAAACCCAUCCUGUACAAGAGGCUGCCCGAUCCCCACGGCACGUGCGACGACUCCGGGAAGUACGAAAGUGUUCUGGACUGUGAACGCGACUGCCUGGAGACGCUGAUAGAGGGUGACUGCGGUUGUUCACGGCGACAAGUCUCUGAUGAAGAUCCGUGCGCAUCCAAAAACAUCCCCUGUAUAAAGGACAUAAUCAAGGAGAAGCAGUCCGGCGAGUUGAAAUGCGAACAUACCUGUCGGAGCACGUGCAGGGUGUAUGACUUUGAGAAACAAGUAUCAAUGACAAGAUGGCCGGCAAACCACUAUGACCCUGCAGUCAAGUUCAAGGUCAAGAAAUGGUCUUCUACUUUUGUGAAUGAUUUGUUCAGCGAGGAGAACAGCAGAGACAGCCUUCUUGCCAUAAAUGUGUACUUCUCGGAGCUAUCCCUGCAAACCAUCGAAGAGGAGCCAGCUUAUGAGUUUGAGAGUCUCCUCAGUGACUUCGGCGGCCAGCUUGGGCUGUGGAUGGGUAUAUCCGUGCUGUCUGUCUGUGAGGUUCUGGAGUUGUUCUACCUCCUCCUGGCCAACCGCUGCAAGCCACGCACCGAAGUCAGCAGCUCGCCCGUGAUUGACCUCAAGUCGUAACUCCAUGCCGGACUCUACCAACAUGGCUGUAGCUGCUUUAAACUUAUUCAACUUCUUCUUCUAUUAAUGGAUAUUAUUAUUAUAUAAAUGCCUUAAAACAUAUAAUUUCAUACACAAUAACAAUUUUUAAUAGCAUAGCAUGUAUCAAUUCAAUAUUCAUUUGGGCACACUUUCAGUUGCUUCCUCUGUUCUUUGCAUCUUAUGAUAUGACCAUCUGGGAAAGCCUGUGUUUUUUCACCAAAUUGUCAGCAGGUUCAGCAGGUAGGGUAGAUAUUUCUGAAACAUACACUGAAGUUUGAGAUCUUGGAAAGUAAAGAUGGAUUGGUACGUGGUUGAAAUCAUUUUUAUAUUUAACCACAAAUCUAUUGUUGCAAAGGCAGUAGAUUUACUCUCCGCCAAUCGAAUUGUCGCUUUGUUAUUUAUUCUUUAUAGUAUUUAAUAAAAACCUUAUAGAGUAUGGUUAUUGCUUGGAUAUUAUUUUGGUGAGUUGAAUGGUGGAUGAUGACAUAUCUUUGUUUUCGGCACAAAAUGUCACUUAGCAGACUAGUAUUGAAGUUCGCAUUGAAACUGUAAACGACAUUGCUCAAAUGCUGUCAAAGUAAUUGCUUCACUGAAUUAGUACAUGAAAUACUCCGUAUACCCAGUAUUCUUAUUCCAUAUGGUGAACAGAACCAUUGCACAAUGCUAUUGUCUUAUUGAAUGUGCAAUAAUACUGUCCAAGGUGACGAUCCUUCCCAAAGCUAAUCUCACACACAUGUAUAUACUUAAUGUUUGUGUCACAUGCAUGUUUAAUCUUUACAAAGUCAUUUACACAAUGAUAUCUACUUUCUUGUUCUUUGAAUACUUCACAAUACAACACAACCCCAUUUACCGUGAAUACCCCCAUAUAUAAUUCGUGCAUUUUCACACAUGCACACUACCAUGAUUCUCAUAAAACGCUUCCCUUCAUGAAUUAUACAAAUUCCCCAUACAAUGUACCCAUUAAACAAGAAUAAGAACAGUGAUGUUAUUUUAAAUACACUCAAGUACUUUCACUUCAUUGUCCAUACCUGGUAUAACAUUCUCCAUCAAUUGGAACACAGCUGAGACAUCAACACACACGACAAUAGCCGGCUGAGUUAAGAAAUAAAUGACUCAUGGUCGUUGUUUAUCGUACAAUACGGCAGUGCAGGGAGGGAGAGAGAAAUCAACAUUAUGUACAGCCUCUUUAAGGACGUUAGUCAAAGGUACGUAUUUAAAUAAUGAUGACUCCCUAAAUAGAAUCCGGUCCUUCCCGCAUGUUCUCCAGAAAUGACGUCAUGAUAGAACAAAGUUUUAUCGUAAAAUAAACCAUGCUUCUUUCUUCAUUGUUCUGUGCGUUUUAUCGCGUAGCUAUCUUAAAUAUUAUAAUAGAUGUGUUUCUUCUCACCUGAAACGCUAUAUUGGGUGUCACUCGCUUUUAUCCUCGCUUUUAUCUUCGGUAAAUUCAUUACCACUGCCAUGUGUUUUUUAUCCUUCUUUGCUUCAUCACCUCUCUGCUUGAAAACGUUAUGUCUUGCAUCCCCAUGUUUCUUAUCGCUGGAGAUAUCCAUCCACAUCCUGGUCCAGAUGACUCCUUAAACACUGAUUCUGACGUUUGUAUUUUCUAUUAUAAUAUCAAAGUAUUAGCCAUAAACUUAUUGAAAUGUAUGAUGCUAUAUCUGACUUUGACGUCCUCUGUUUAACUGAAUCACUUCCUCGCCAUAGGGGCGGUCGGGUAGCCUAGUGGUUAAAGCGUUCGUUCGUCACGCCGAAGACCCGGUUUCGGUUCCCGACAUGGUAACAAUGUGUGAAGCCCAUUUCUGGUGUCCCCCGCCGUGAUAUUGUUGGAGUAUUGCUAAAAGCGUAGUAAAACCAUACUCACUCACUCCUCGCCAUACAAUGCAGUCGAAUGACAUUCUCGUGGAUCACUACGAUGAAUCAAACAGGAGGGACAAUGGUUGCUUCAGGGGUGUAAUAGCAUACUGUUCUGAUAUACUUUGUGCCAAACAUAGAUUUGAUCUAGACCAACUCAGAAACCAUGUGGUUUCAAAUUAGUCGAGUAUUUUUUUUUACGUUUCGCCUACCGCCCACAUAAUACCGCCACUGUAUAGUGGACUGUCUUCAACACAUGCAAGAAGGCGCACUUUAUUGUUCUCGUGAUAUCGUUCUUGAAAACUUCUUGAGAAGCAGUGUCCACCACGAAUUACAUCAAUCAUGGUGACUUUAGAUUUUUUUUUAAAGAUAUUAUCUUAAUUAAUAAUUGUAAUUGUACGCUUACAGGUGUUAUCAGUAAUUCGCCUAAUGUGUCUGAAGCUUUUCUGCUUGUAGUAUUGUUGAUAUAGCGAAAGAUAAAACCAAACAACAACAUCUAUAUUGGUUAUAAAUUAAGGGUUAUAAAAUAAUAAUAAAUGUUGUAAAAGAAAGUUUAAUUCAGUUAUAAUUAAAUAACUAGAUACGAAACUGAGUAAUAAAACUAUUAUGAUUGGAUCUUAUUGAGAUACAUUGUAAAGGACGAAGGUUCGACUUUAUAUAUUCGUCAUAUGUCUCGGAUAUAUAUACCUUUAUCGUUUACUGAUACUGGCACAGAAGAAGUUCUGAAUGGUUAUUAUGUUUCUAUCCAUAAUGUUGAAGCUACAAAUCAUUAUUGAUCUCUUUUAAAACUGCGUUAUGAAUCCUUCUUUAUUGAUAUGCCCAUACAGGAGCGGAAAUUAUCUGGUCACGUUUGUAUCAUGUCAUCAAUCCAGUGGUCCUAAAUUUAAUCAAAGAUUGUUAAAGCCACUAGCAGAUAAAGUUACAAUUAUACCAUUACGUAGUAUCUUCAAUACAUUUUCCAAUUCACUGGAAAUUAGUUCACGUCAUGCUGUUGUCUGCGAACGGAGACAAAUCCCUUCCUUUGAAUUGUUGACCAAUAAGCCAUCUAACAAUAAAAUGUUACAUCACCGGGCAGUUAUUUAUGGUAAUACAAUUAAUACUCUUAAACACCUCGAAUUUAACAUUUGUUGCUUUGUCAUUUACAACAUCUCACCAGAUGACUGGCAUACAGUAUACAUUAAAUCAGUAUUGUAUGUAUUUUUAUAUAUUACUAAUGCUACUAUUGCACUUUCGACGCACCUUUAUUAUUCCAAUGUUAAAUAUUUACAAUAUUGGCCGCGUCGUAAGCUGAACUAACUUUGCCCAAUAUAUGGCUUUUGUAAUGCCAAUAAAAUGUUUUCAAAAAUAAACGACAACCUUAAGCACAUUGACGACUUAGGCUUCUCGGUGAAAAAAAUAUCUGUAACAUAUGUACAAAAUAUAACAUUUAUGUAACAUAUGUAUUUCUGUGAAAAGGUUUGCUUCAAUUGAAGUUUUGGUUUUGUUGACAUUCAUUAUCUUUUAUAAAAUUAUUGUCUUGUCGUGUCAUAUUUUCGGUAUUGCCACAUCUACAUGUUCAGAACCAUAGUUCAUCGAACUUGUAUAGUGUUCAAAUUGAUCUGAUUUUCUGUGAUAUGUGUACACUCGAACUACAUGUAUUGCAAAUAUUACCAUGGCAGUUGAUUAUAGAUGAACAUGAUGGUAGCCUGAUUACAAUGAUUGUGUUUAACUUGAAAUUGUUCAUAGUUCCAGCUCAGUUCCAUCCUCGACACACAGGGCUAUUGGCUUUAUAGCUUCACACAUUGCUAGGAUUCAUUUCUAUCGCUACCACUGUCACGUGUCAGUGGGAUUACAUCACCCAUGUACAUCCGCCAUGUACAUCCCCCAUGUACGAGGGGUAAACCUAAACAAACUAGAUUUGGCACGGCGCUUAUUCUUUAGUUAGCUCUUACGGCUUGAACGUACACAUUUAAUGCUUGUCGUUUGUGAUGUAAAGUACCUUAACUCAACUGACAUCAUCAGACAUCAGAAUUCUUUUUAUGAUACAAUAUAAUUAUGAAUUUUAUUACUCGUUACGAUGUUCUAUUGUGUUUCACGAAUGUUGCAUUGUUAUAAUGUCACAUUAUUGGUUCUGAAAGACCAAGGAUCAUAACCGGAUUGACACCGGGCUUUUAGCCCGCUGCGAUUGGAUUCUCGUACGGAAACCGGGACUGAUAUUACUAGCAUGUUCCAAUGUUAAUGUAAUGUCGACGCUCUCUGUGAUAUUUUACGAAACUAUGUUAAACACUACAGUAUCACAUGUUUUUUUAUUCAAUCAAAUUUUCACCAAUUUCACAUUUCCAAAUGCAAUAAAAAAAUAAUUUUA